AGUAGCAUUGUAUGGGAUACUGUAGCCGCAAGCUAGGACCUGCGUCAAGAGCACCACGAUAAGACACACCACUUCCGCUGUGGAUUUUCAAAAUAAAAAUAAGUUGCAAUGUUGCAUCACCGUCACGAAGUACUGGGUUGAAUCUGCGGGAUAUGUUUAAGGAUGCUGGGCUGUGGGAGCGAGUGAAGGCGGUCUCCUCAUCCAAGGCUGUGGGCAGAAAUGAAGAGCCAGCAGAAGAGCCCUGACCCAGAUGGGAGUGUUCCCGUCAAUGAGGAAGGGUCAGUAGCCACUGCAGAGGACCCAGCAGCCAUUGCCACCAUCCAGUCUGCCACCACCUUCUCUGACCAAUCCAUCAAAUACCUGUUCAAGACAGAAGGAGCAGGAGGCCAGGUGACCUACAGAGUGAUCCAGGUGUCAGACGGUCAGCUGGAGGGGCAGACAGACGGAGCUGCAGCUGUCAGCCUCGUCACCGGAUUCCCUGCAACCACGCAGACGGUCACACAGGCGGUGUUCUCCCAGUCAGACGGGUUGGAGGGAGAUGGCAGCACCGAGACACAAUACACCUACUACCCCGCCACCAUUGCCGACGCCACAACCGGCACCAUGGUCACCACGGUGCAGGCGUCCGACACGCUGCUGGGCCAGACCACGCCCACAGGUCAACUCUAUGUGAUGAUGUCACCCCAGGAAGUUUUGACGGGAGCUAAUCAAAGGACAAUCGCACCUCGCACGCAGCCAUACAUAGCAAAGCAAGAGGCUCCUCGGGCUUCCAGGGAUGAGAAACGGCGAGCUCAGCACAACGAAGUUGAGCGCCGACGCAGGGACAAGAUCAACAACUGGAUUGUGCAGCUGUCAAAGGCCAUCCCAGACUGCAAUGUGGACUAUACCAAGACAGGCCAGAGUAAAGGAGGGAUCUUAUCCAAAGCCUGCGAUUACAUCAAGGAGCUCCGACAGAACAACCUGAAGCUCGGGGAAGACAUCAGUGCGCUCGAUCGUCUCAGGAUUGACAACCAGCUACUUCGACAGGAGGUGGAAGACUGGAAGUCCAAGAACCAGAUCUUGAGGAACCUGCUGCGACAGCACGGCAUUGUGGGAUCAUCCAGCACAGACCCGCAGUGAGAAGUGUGACAAGACGCCGGGUAUCUGCUGACAACCACAUAUGGGCCAAAACCGUACUUGAAAUGCUUUCAGAUACUUUAUAUGUGAUUGAACAUGCAUGACGUAUGGCAGAUAAUUCAACUACUUUGCUAAGUGAAACUUAAAUAUUUGCUCUGAAGCUUUUUAAAGUAUUUAAAUAAUGUUAAACCCUUUGCCUGAUGAAGACAACCUGAGCAGAAUGAGAUUUUGGACCCGACACUCACGAGCAAGAACGCAUUGGACUUUGUCGUUUGGAAAGUCACAACAGCUGUGUGAAACCCUCAUUGAAUGCCUCCCUUAACAAACAUUAUGAUUGUUCCAACAAUAUUCAAUAAGCUCUAAAAUAUGAACAAGUUGCCAUGUACAUGUUUUUAUUUUGUUUUGUUUUUGUUGUUUUUUUUUUUUUCUUAAUCUUUCCAGUACUGUGCUUUGCUGUAUCAAAUGCACUCAUGUUGAAGUCUCCAACAUAUUUUAUUCACUCUUGGACUUGUUUUCAUCUUUUUCUCAGUUUCAGUUUGACCAGAUGAUAUGAAAGAUAUCAUCCAGUAUAUAGUUCAGAUAUUUUGCUUUGUAUUUUUAUUUUUAU
Myripristis murdjan (pinecone soldierfish) is the source of this 1723-nucleotide messenger RNA. It is a transcript of the gene usf1, whose product is annotated as upstream transcription factor 1. Gene Ontology annotation, biological process: regulation of transcription by RNA polymerase II. Lineage: Eukaryota; Metazoa; Chordata; Actinopteri; Holocentriformes; Holocentridae. Bases 220 to 1119 code for a protein of 299 amino acids. The transcript has 11 exons. Gene Ontology annotation, molecular function: RNA polymerase II cis-regulatory region sequence-specific DNA binding; protein dimerization activity; DNA-binding transcription factor activity, RNA polymerase II-specific. The record is from RefSeq and is a predicted model, not a curated record.